Molecule: messenger RNA, 657 nt
Organism: Colletotrichum higginsianum IMI 349063
Lineage: Eukaryota; Fungi; Ascomycota; Sordariomycetes; Glomerellales; Glomerellaceae
Exons: 3
Coding region: 1-657 (218 amino acids)
Source: RefSeq, a predicted model, not a curated record
AUGAAGCCUUCGUACUCGAGGUACGAGCUUGUGUCAGAGCUUACAUCCGACUAUGACUUCCUAACGCAGCUUUACCUGCCCCCAGAGGUCAUCCAAUACCCCCACAAGGGAGGCUGUAAGCAUUUAACGCCUGAGUUUGUUAACUCCUUGUGCCUUGGUAAGGACGACACUGUGGCAGGCCUGAUGAAGCACAUCCCCUACAUCCGCCGCACUAAGGAGGAUGACUGGAAUCCAUGGAUGGUCUACGAGAGCGCUACUGCUGUCGACAUUACAGGUGACCUCGUCCUAAGCCUGCCUACUAAGUACGCCGACGAGUUCCUCUUUGAGCCUGAGGAGGGCAACAUCUCAGACAUACCGCCGCACCAAGCACCAGAUGAGGAAGCCUGGCGCAGGUGUGAGAUCUACACGUUUUACGAGUUCUUCUCUAUGGCCAAGGAAAAAUUUAGGAAGUUUGAGAUGACUGCCUUGAAUAGAGAACAUGUACACUGUACCAGCCCAGAUACGCCCCAGGCGCAGAUUUACCGAGAAGAGGGCGUUUUCACGGAACAGUACAACAGGGAGAGGUGCAUGGACAGGCUGGAUGAAUACCAGGAGCAGAAGGAUCGAAAGAUUCGGCAGGCUCGAGAAGAGGAAGAGCUACCAAUGCCUCCGCCGUAA